Molecule: messenger RNA, 1537 nt
Organism: Humulus lupulus (European hop)
Lineage: Eukaryota; Viridiplantae; Streptophyta; Magnoliopsida; Rosales; Cannabaceae
Product: NAD(H) kinase 1-like
Exons: 10
Coding region: 1-1446 (481 amino acids)
Biological process (GO): NADP+ biosynthetic process; NAD+ metabolic process
Molecular function (GO): NAD+ kinase activity
Source: RefSeq, a predicted model, not a curated record
AUGGCUUCCAGCGAGCUCAAUUCCACUGAUGAUUCGAGAGCUUCAUCCUCGCAACCUGGGAAUCGUCUUCUCCGUUCGAUUUCGCUUCUGAACACAGAAAACGCAUUACAGGAGCCUUUUCAACAGAGUCCAGUUCCGGGAACCGAUGAUAAUCAUAGAGAGUUCCCUGAAGCUUUGACAAACUUGUCACUCAAAGAGCAGCAUAGCGAUGAUAACAAGAUACAGAACUUGGCUAGCCAAUCUAGUGAUCGACUCCAACAGGGCUGUGGAAAUAAUGGAAUAUUGCCUGAGGUUCUUCAAGAUGGAGAAACUAGUUCUAAUUCCAAGGCGGUUAAAGAUACAAGAAAGGCAUCUAUUAAACUGUCAUGGAGUAGCGAAGGUGAACAGAGUGAACAACACAAGCAUGACAUUGUCUCUUUUGAAAACGGGAAUAUAACAACCGCAGAGCGCAGCAGUAAACAGAUUUCUUUGGCGUGGGUGUCUGACCCAAUGACUGUGCUUAUAUUUACAAAACCAAAUUCAACUCGUGUGGAAGAUGUGUGUUUACAUAUGGUCAGAUGGUUGAAGGAGUGUAAAAAGUUGAAGAUUUAUGUGGAACCACGUGUGAAAGAUUAUCUUCUAAAAGAUUCUUCUUACUUCAACUUUGUUCAUACCUGGAAAGAUGACAGUGAAGUUACACCCCUUCAUAAAGAAGUUGAUUUCGUUAUAACUCUAGGUGGGGAUGGAACCGUCCUGUGGGCGGCAUCCAUGUUCAAAGGACCAGUUCCUCCAGUUGUCCCAUUUUCUUUAGGGUCUCUGGGCUUCAUGACCCGUUUCGACUCGUCUUCUUCGAAAAGUAAAGGGUACAAAGAACACCUUGAUGACAUUAUAAAAGGACCCAUUAAAAUAACACUGCGACAUCGUUUGGUAUGCCGUGUUAUCAGACAUAAUCCUGCUAAAAUUGAAGAUCCCAUACUUGUUCUGAACGAGGUUACAAUCGACCGUGGAGAAUCAUCGUACCUCACUUAUCUAGAUUGCUUGUGUGAUGAUUCCCCUUUCACAACUGUCCAAGGUGAUGGCUUGAUUAUAUCCACAACAUCUGGGAGUACUGCAUAUUCUUUGGCUGCUGGAGGUUCAGUGGUUCAUCCCCAGGUUCCUGGAAUACUGUUUACGCCAAUUUGUCCUCAUUCAUUAUCGUUUCGACCACUGAUAUUGCCGGAGCAUGUAAAGAUAGGCGUGGAAGUGCCUUUAAAGAGCAGAAGCCACGCGUGGGCAUCAUUCGAUGGGAAGGGCAGGAUAAAGUUGAAACUAGGGGAUGCACUUGAGAUUAGUAUGGCUCCAUAUCCUGUUCCCACAGCAUGUUUAGGUGACUCAGACUCAACUACUGACUUCUUUGACAGCAUACAUGAAGGUCUCCAAUGGAAUAUGAGGAAGAAGCAGUCCUUCGAUGGCCCUCUCGAUUCGUAAUUACUUUUCCAGUUUCAAGUUUCAUCUAUAAAAUCUUUAUAUUAUUUUUGGAAUAAUGUUGUCAAAAAAGGACUCCAGUAAUUACAAUUCU